AUGACAGUUACCGAGUCACUCAAGAUAUCUCCUCGAGAGCCAACAUCCGUCAGUGUCGUGAUGGAAGAAGCAGACAGUCCUGGAUCCCCAGAUUCCGCAUCCAUAAACACCCCCAAGGAUGAGAAUGCACAAGCCAAGACACAAUCGCUGAGAAAAGAGCUCCGAGAAAAUGGAAAGAAGGGACCGAUCUGUACAGAGCAUCCGUUCAAGAAGCACGUACUACACUCCAUAAUCACAGUCGCUCUUAUCGGCAUAACCUCCCUCGCAACAGCAUGCUGGUUGAUCGCCUACAUCCAAACACGCUCCAAAAACGAGCGUCCAUAUAUCACAGCAGAGAUAAUCGGAGGCAGAUUCUCCUCAACAGCAGCAAAGCUCAUCGACGCCGCAUUCUCCAUGCUGGUAGCGCCAGCUGUCAUCGCAAUCGCCAACUGGCACAUGUUCAAGCUCGCUCGCCUCUCUGCCGUCAACGAACAUCGCGGACGAAACUCAGCAGUCAGCAUGAAGGUGCUUGUCGAAGUCGCCAAUACUGAUUGGGGUUCAUUUAGUCCAUUGAAAUUCUGGACAUUUGCUCGUUCGAAAAGACCCCGUGUUAUCUGCCUGGGAGCAAUCGCUGUGCUUUCGGCGCUAAGUUUCGCCUUGUUGAGUAAUGUUGUCGCAUAUCAGGCCGGAAUGAUGCUCGAGUAUUUGUAG
Fusarium coffeatum is the source of this 690-nucleotide messenger RNA. RefSeq lists its product as uncharacterized. The transcript has a single exon. The coding region runs from base 1 to 690 and encodes 229 amino acids. The record is from RefSeq and is a predicted model, not a curated record. NCBI's taxonomy places the organism in Eukaryota, Fungi, Ascomycota, Sordariomycetes, Hypocreales, Nectriaceae.